AUGCACCCACUAAUCACUUCACUAGUCAUCUUUGCUUCCUUCAUUACCACCAUUUUCCUCAGAAACAACAUAUCAUUUUAGUCACAGAAACCCAUGGCAUCAACUGAUAAACCAGCCGCACCACCAGAAUCAGGGGAAGCUCCUCCACUGCCACCGCCUCCGCCACCAGCCACCUGCCGUGUAAACUGGUUUUUCGGUGAUGUGGCACUUAGGGUUUUGCUAUUUGCAGCCACGCUAGUUGCAGUUAUUGUCAUGGUGACCAGCAAGCAAACGGUGUUUGGGUCGGUACCCGGAGUACCGGGAGGAGUGAUGAUUUCUGGUGUGGCCAAGUUUAAUCACUCGCCGGCCUUCAUAUAUUUUGUGGCGGCAUUAUCGGUUGCCUGUCUAUACAGUAUUGUAACAACGCUGGCAUCUAUUUCGGUGAUUUUGAAGCCUGUUUUUUCUAAGCAGUUUUUGCUCCAUUUUGCAAUUUGGGAUGUGUUGAUACUGGGCGUGGUAGCUUCAGCAACAGGAACUGCAGGCAGCGUAGCCUAUAUUGGUUUGAGGGGCAACCAUCAUGUUGGGUGGGCGAAAGUUUGCUCUACUUUUGACAAGUACUGUGAUCAUCUAAUAAGUUCCAUUGCUAUGUCAUUUCUCGCCGCCAUUGUUCUGGUUUUGCUCAUCUUGCUAUCCAUAUUCUCUCUUUACAAACGAGCUGGUGAUUAAUUCAAUCAUUCAAAUUUAUUACAUUACCUAAUUGUCUUGUACAUGUGCCCACUUUGUGUAUGUUUGAGAGAAACUAGCUAAAUUGAUGUUGCCUUGUACUUGUUCUCUUGUGUUGUAUAUUUGAAUGGUGAUAUUUCUUUGUAAAUUGUAGCCAUGGGAGGUGUAAUUGCUUUGUAUUAAUGUAUUUGUGUUACGUA
Molecule: messenger RNA, 902 nt
Organism: Mangifera indica (mango)
Lineage: Eukaryota; Viridiplantae; Streptophyta; Magnoliopsida; Sapindales; Anacardiaceae
Product: CASP-like protein 1D1
Exons: 3
Coding region: 94-705 (203 amino acids)
Source: RefSeq, a predicted model, not a curated record